AUGUUGCUAUCAUCGCGCGCGACAAGAAUACUCGAGGAGGUUAAGAAUGGAUGCUGUAUGCUUUAUGGUGCAGAGUAUUUCACUGAAGAUGAAUGGGUGAGAAUAGACGCGUUGCUGCACAAGGGAAAAUACGUUUUUACCAACGGCCCCCAAAAACAGUUGUCAGAUGCGUACGAACCUUCCGAUUCUCAACAGCUCGUGAGGAUCGAAGACAAAGCAGUAUCCGAACCUCCCAGCAAUACUCAAGCUGGUCUUCAAGAGCAUGACGGACCUUCUGCGGAUGAAGCUGAGUCACACGUCUUGGUCACAGUGCCUAGCAAUGGUCAUGAAAAUUUUUCGGGAUCGCCAUCAGAUGCAACUUGCUUCCAUUGCCAGGCCCGUCCUCAGCUCCCUGAAAAUGAGGCUCGUGUCAAAUUGCCGAAGCCAAAAUUUAAUCCUUCCGCAGCGGAAUUUGUGCGCGAUUAUGAGCCGAAGAAGGAGAAUUCAACACAUCGCGAGCCAAAAAGAGCGAGCGAGGAACCAAGAAUAAUCCUUAAUAGAAGUAUGGGCAGUUCUGGUACUCAGUCAAUGCCUAUCGGCCCACGUCCUAAGAAGACAACAUCUAGCGUCCAAGUAGGCAAAAAUUAUAGAGCCAUCAAGGAUUUUCAACCUCCAUCUGACUCAUUUGGCGGGAUUCUAAUAUCUUGUGGUGACACAAUUAAGGUCGAAAAGCCUCUUGGUGCUAGUCUUUGUCUGGGGUGGAAUUGCACAAGGGAUCUAUAUGGUAGCUUUCCUGUGUCUGCAAUCUUGGAGGACGAUAAGACAAGCAGUAAGAAAACGAGUCAUAGUAGCCCAGUUGCGAAAAAAACCGGCGGCUUUUCGAUGGAUGACUAUGACAAUAGAAAAACGGCUGAAUGGGCGGAUGACGAUGAAGACGACAUUUUACCACCACCAACCGAAUCACAAGUUGCAUCGAACGGUGUCGAAAGAACGAAGCAGAGAGAAAACUUGGAUAGUUCCAACCGUGUUGCAUCAGCUAAUAGUGACCGCGAGAUCAAUAGUGAGAGUGACAGCGAGAGCGCUGGAAUAGAGUCAAGAGUCUCUAGUCUGAAUACAGACCAUGACGAAGAAGUCGUCAAUGAGCAGAAGCCGAAUGAUGCGGACUAUGAUAAUAAGGGACUACAAAUGACCAAAUAUCGACCCAACAGAUCGUACAACAGUUCCCCUAAACCUGGCAAAUUUAUGACCACCCGGGACAGACUUCGUGAAGAACCUCAUGAAAUUGUCGUUCCAAAGACCGAAGUCUGUUAUUACUGGGAUAGUCCCAAGGGCUGUCGCUUCGACGAAGCGACAUGUCGUGAUCUCCACGAACAUCGCGAGUACACACUGCAGACGAACAUACGAAACGGCAAAAUCAACCCCGGAGUGCUCUUCGAUGUCGUCUAUGCGAUUCCCGCGCCCGCGCCCGGCAAGCAGCAUCAGCCUGCCGACCCCAAAACCACCGUCGGAAAACGUUUCACGUGCUUCUUUUGGCACAGCUACGCAGCGUCCAAAAGUACCAAGAAGUGUCUCAAUACAGCUGCGGCGUGCCAAUUCCUUCACACGUAUGUCGGGAGCGAGGGUAUCUUAUAUAAGGAAGUCCAAAUCCAAGCAUUUAAAAAUCGAAACAGGAAGCCAGUUGCUAAACAGCCGCUUUCACCUUCUUCCGAGGCUGCGGACGGUCAGGGAUGGGGAUCGGCGGACAACGUGUCUCCUGAUUUAGAUUGGUAG
Botrytis byssoidea is the source of this 1749-nucleotide messenger RNA. RefSeq lists its product as uncharacterized. Gene Ontology annotation, molecular function: metal ion binding. The record is from RefSeq and is a predicted model, not a curated record. NCBI's taxonomy places the organism in Eukaryota, Fungi, Ascomycota, Leotiomycetes, Helotiales, Sclerotiniaceae. The coding region runs from base 1 to 1749 and encodes 582 amino acids. The transcript has 5 exons.